AGCACUGUCUCACAUUUAAAUUUUUCGUGUACAUUUCAACCAAAAUCCUCAGUAUGGAACACGUGUGCCCCACAGAUGAGCGGCCAAAUCCGACGGAGAUGCAGUCGCCCAUCCAGUUUGAGGCAGACAGCCCCAGGAAACAUUUCACGGAGCUUUAUUUCACCGGCUACAACAACUUCUACGACGCCACGGUAACGUACACCGAGCAAGCAAUUAGGGUGGCCCUAACGGGUCUGAAAAAACCACCGACGGUGUGUGGGGGUGGACUCGUCACUGAGUACGUCCUAGACGCGAUUGAGUUCCGCUGGGACGCCGAACACAUAAUGGACGACAAAAGGUACCCCUUGGAAGCCCAAAUGAUUCACUACGCCAGACGGUACGAAAACUACGACACCGCUCUUAAGUACAAAGACGGGAUCGCUAUUUUCAGCACGUUUUUUAUAGUGACCAAAACGCCGAAUGACGCUUUCGAGAACCUGAUCCAAGCGAUUCCUGUCUGUGAAAUAAAAAUUCUCACUCCUGUGGACUUGCAGCAGGAAAUUGUGCCUCGUUUUUUCUUGCCUCCUAAAAUUGGCAAGUACUACCGGUACUCCGGGUCUUUAACCACCCCCUGCUUUAACGAAAGCGUGAUCUGGACGGUAUUUUCCGAACCCUCAUACCUAUCCAACGACCAGUUGGAAGACUUCACCAAGAAGUGGUCGGAGCUUAAUAAGCUUCAAACCACGAACUGCCGAGAGCUGCAGAAUAUUAAUUCCCGAAAUGUAUAUCUUAGCGCGAUCUAGCGCCAUGGGUGCGGGAGAAGAUUCGUAGCAAAUGCACACCAAAGAACGAAGAAGGAUAUCGAAAGUGAGUUAAUAAAGAGUGAGUUCUCAUUGGUCUCGUAAUACUUUGGACCCUGCACAACUGUGUCUUAAAAUUAUAUAAAAAAAAAAAAAACGAAAGACGGCACGAAAUUUAACGAAUGGAAUGAUUGCGAUCGACAGGUUCGAUG
This is a messenger RNA of Zophobas morio, 991 nucleotides long. RefSeq names its product carbonic anhydrase 14-like. Gene Ontology annotation, cellular component: plasma membrane. The transcript is spliced from 7 exons. The coding region runs from base 54 to 782 and encodes 242 amino acids. Gene Ontology annotation, molecular function: carbonate dehydratase activity; signaling receptor binding; zinc ion binding. NCBI's taxonomy places the organism in Eukaryota, Metazoa, Arthropoda, Insecta, Coleoptera, Tenebrionidae. Gene Ontology annotation, biological process: one-carbon metabolic process. The record is from RefSeq and is a predicted model, not a curated record.